AGACCCUUCAUAGGGAUUGGAACGAAAGAAGGCAAAAGGAGGAAGAGGAGAUAUUAAACUACAAAUAGCCUACAGUUCCCGGCAGGCAAAGCGGCUCAAACUCGGCUGAGAGCUUCCGGAGUUCCGCAGAGAAGACAGGCUGUUGGGGCUCGGGGACGGCCAUGCCCAUCGAGGUGGAGCGGAAGUUCGCGGUGCGCCCCGACACAGAGCAGCGUUUGGCGGCCCUGGGUGGGCAACGCCUGGGCAGCCGCUCUCUGCUGGACCGCUACUUCGACACUGACGACCUGCGGCUCACGUCGGCGGACCUGUGGCUGCGGAGCCGCGAGGGCCGCUGGCAGCUGAAAAGCCCGGUCGGGGCGGGGCCGCAUGCUGGCGGGACCACCCGCUACCGCGAGACCACGUCGGAGGCCGAGAUCCUGGCCCUGCUGAGGCCCGUGCUCUCUGCCAUCGAGGGCGGCCUGGACCGGCUGGCAGAGACCGGGCACCUGCGGGAGUUCGCCACCAUCCGCACCCAGCGGAUCUCCUACCGCCUCCCUCAGGGGUUGCUGGUGGACUUGGACCUGGCCGACUUUGGCCACCAGGUGGGCGAGAUUGAGGUGGAGGUGGGCACCGAGGACGAGGUGCCCGCGGCCCAGGCCAGGAUCGAGGAGAUGGCACGCAGCCUGGGUCUGGACGGUGAGGAGGUCCUUCCCGGCAAGAUGCACAUCUUCCUGCAGAAGUUCCGCCCACUUCACUUCCAGAAACUCUUGGAUGCCAGAGUCCUGUAGCCGGACUCGGGGAGAGUUGGGAGUGGGGGGGCAGUGUUUUGGGAGCUCAGCAUCUCCACUGGGAGCAGCAGGUGAUAUUUGCCCCGGUGCUGCCCUCGCAAAGCUGCAACCUGUGUUCUGAACCCCCCCCCCCCCCCCCCCACCGUUUCCCCAGGCCCAGAACUUCCGGUGCUGUGCAAGGUGUCGAGGCAGCUGAGGUUGCAGACUCCCCAAUGCUCUGGAAAUACCCCCCAUCCGCCUCCGCAGGGUAUGGCGAUUUCAUCAGACUGGGGCGUCCACCCGACUGCAACCCCCACUCCACCCGGAGCUUCACACAACACUUUCAAUGAGUGACUCUGGUUCCGGUAACUUGGCACGUCACAGACAGAUGAAAUAAUGACAGUGAUUGAUUGCGUGUCUGUACUUUCCCACGGGCAAUGUAACUCGAUUGUAACGGCACUUUUUCCAGCUGGAGCAUACAGCUCCGCUGUAAUGAACACAAAUGCAUCGA
Hypanus sabinus (Atlantic stingray) is the source of this 1257-nucleotide messenger RNA. RefSeq names its product thiamine triphosphatase (gene thtpa). The record is from RefSeq and is a predicted model, not a curated record. Gene Ontology annotation, biological process: thiamine diphosphate metabolic process; dephosphorylation; thiamine metabolic process. NCBI's taxonomy places the organism in Eukaryota, Metazoa, Chordata, Chondrichthyes, Myliobatiformes, Dasyatidae. Bases 162 to 767 code for a protein of 201 amino acids. Gene Ontology annotation, molecular function: thiamine triphosphate phosphatase activity; magnesium ion binding. The transcript is spliced from 3 exons.